AUGGUGGUUGCCGAAGUGGUUAAAAAUAGAACAGAGGGUGAACUCACUUAUUUAUUUUCAACUGCUCAAUUUGCAAGUGUUCGUGGUGCGGCCAUCCGAGCAGGCAAUACACCACCUGUCCCCUACGAUCAAGCAUGCAUCACUCAAACGGUUUUUAAUCCUGCUGGACAUGGCGGUAUUGAUGUUGCAUCAAACGGUGCCGUCCGUGUUGAUCUGAAGUCUGUAUACGAUGGCGAAGUAGUGGAUUCUUGUAGUGGCGCUGCAGACUUCGAUGAAAGCACAUGCGGUAUCAAUGGAAACUAUCUCCGCAUCAAGUAUCCGGCUCAAAACGGAGGCUCAGCUUUUCUUCAAUACGGUCAUCUGACUUCGCUGGCGGUGAAGAAAGGCGACAAAGUCGCCAAUGGACAGGUGGUGGGCAAAAUGGGGCAAUCGGGAUUGGCUAGAGGAAUUCACACGCACUUCCAUGUACUCAAUGCAAAUUUUCAGGCACUGAAUGAGGACUUCCGCGUUGUUUACGGCCUCAAUGGAUACCCGAUGUGCAGUGGUUGGGGUCGCAGAUAG
Molecule: messenger RNA, 561 nt
Organism: Didymodactylos carnosus
Lineage: Eukaryota; Metazoa; Rotifera; Eurotatoria; Philodinida; Philodinidae
Source: the annotation of a GenBank genome assembly